Adineta ricciae is the source of this 1095-nucleotide messenger RNA. The record is from the annotation of a GenBank genome assembly. Lineage: Eukaryota; Metazoa; Rotifera; Eurotatoria; Adinetida; Adinetidae.
AUGCCGUCUUUAUAUCAACCACGACGAGGUGGUUUGAUUGAGAUUGUCUCAGAACAAGCGGCGUCGGAUGUAGCUGUUGAUCUAGACAAAGGUGAUGGUGCGACCGAAGAUAAACAAUUGGAGGAGAAGUUUAUAAAUAAUUAUAUUCAACAUAAUGUAAAACGAAUUCAAAGUGCAUCGUUAAGUCUAAGGACCGCAUCGUCACCUGCAUCUUGUCAAGGUGAUUCUAAUGAACAACAAGAAUCAACGCGACCUUUAUCACGUCGUGCGAGUGCUCGUCGACUGUUUGAAAUUAAUGAAUGGGAUGAACAGCAACGAAGAUUGAAGCAAAAACUUCGACCACGUGAAUCGAACACCAGUUCUUCGUAUAAUGAGAUCAAAACAGCAACGAAAGACUUACUUCAAGAUUACGAUCAACUAAUGAAUAAAUACGAUUUUGAAGAAAGUCGUCGUCGAGAAUUUAUCUAUCGAAAUUAUUGCUGUCAUGUUCGUGAACCGUUUUCAGUGGCUAAAGCUAAACAAUGUGAACGACUGGAAAAAACACGUACUAAUCGGAAUCGCUUCAAUACUCAACAGUACAAUAAAUUUCUUGAAUUUGUUAAUAAACAUAAAUUUAUUACUCGAGAUGAUUACGAUAAACACGAAUACGAUGCUUUUGCUCGUUAUGAAGAUAAACCCGAUGAAAUCCAAACACGAUUUCUGACCGAUCCAACCCUUCUUCCCUAUCGUAAAUGGAUGAACGAACGUCGCACACUAUCGUCCUUAGGAUGUCGAACUCCAGCACAGAAAAACGAAGAUCCUAAUCGCAUCGUAUUCGACAAAGAUUUUCGUUCACAUCACCGCGCGACGACCGCACCACCUCAUUUCGACGGGCAUGAAUCACAAAAUACGCACACCUGGAAGUUGCAUGAUCAAUCAGUUAUCGAUUCACCAGUGAGACGUUUAGCAAGUGCUAAAUGUUAUUAUAUUGUACAACAAUCAGAAAACUCAAUCAAUUGUGAUCCAAUUGAUCCAUCACUUUCAUACUUACGACAACGAUCAGCUUCAUCAUCAUCGAUUCUUCCACUACAGAAUUGUACACCAGUGUCGAGUUAA